Messenger RNA from Gossypium raimondii (Peruvian cotton), 1395 nucleotides. RefSeq lists its product as uncharacterized. The transcript is spliced from 5 exons. The record is from RefSeq and is a predicted model, not a curated record. Lineage: Eukaryota; Viridiplantae; Streptophyta; Magnoliopsida; Malvales; Malvaceae. Bases 394 to 1215 code for a protein of 273 amino acids. Gene Ontology annotation, molecular function: RNA binding.
UGCCAAAUAAAAUCUUCAAUAAUCUUACAAGGUCGUUUUCCUAUUUUCAUUCUCUUGGCAACCUUUGGGGUGUUGGGUAGGCUUUUCUCUUCUGUUUUUUUCUCCUAUUAACUCAAUUUUUCGAACCUCGAAACAGUGAUAACUUUCUCGUCUAGGGUAUCUUUGUUAGGGAAUCUUAAGGUGAGUUGGCAGCGGAAAUCUAGUAUAAGGUUUGGAUAGAAAAGAAAGAACAAGAAAAAAAACCAUAUUGAUUGAGGUUGUUCUAAGAAGAUUGAUAAUAUUUUUGUCAGCCAACGUCUGUGUUCUUCGCCUUGUCUCCUCUUUUGCCCUUUUUAGGUGCUGAUUCUUGCUUCCCUGGGGUUGGGUGUGUUUGUUGGGAUCGAUUGUUAAUCCAUGUCUGAAGCAGGGCAACAUAAGGUGGGUGGGGGUGGGGGUGAUCAGGGCAAUGGCACAGGGUUUGGUGACACCACUUACACCAAGAUCUUUGUCGGAGGUUUGGCUUGGGAGACCAAAACUGAUACCCUCAAACGUUAUUUCGAGCAGUUCGGAGAAAUACUAGAAGCUGUUGUCAUUAAUGACAAAACUACUGGAAGAUCAAAAGGUUACGGCUUUGUGACGUUUAAGGAUGUUGAUUCGGCUUUGAGGGCUUGCUAUAAUCCAUUUCCUGUGAUUGAUGGAAGAAGAGCAAACUGUAAUCUUGCAUCGCUUGGUGCUCAAAAGAAUCGUCUAUCUUCUGCUUCUCACUCUGUUGCAGGGAUUGAGAAAUUUAGCCCAUCCGCACCAGCACCACCACCUCGAGUCAUGGCACCAUCCGUUGCUGCUACUCCGGCAUUUUACCGUCAAUUCAUUCCGCAAUACGCAUUUCCUUAUUCGGCUUACGGGUAUCCUGGCUACACGCAAAAUAUGUCUCCAAUGAGCUAUUACAAUGUAUAUGGAGGGCAAGCGUUCUCAUCCCAUUACAGUAGCAGUGGGGCGUCAGGAUCCGCUGGAGUCUACAUGGGUUACUUCCCAUUCUAUCCCCAGCAUGGGCAUGGGCAUGGGCAUGGGCAUGGGCAUGGGCAUAGCAACCAAAGUCAACACCCCAAAAUAACUCACUAUCCACAUUUGGCUCAGCAAUACCGACCAUUUGGGAACUUAACCCUUGCUCCCUCAGCCUCUGCCGCACCUGCCACAUCGCCAGGGACUACCACCUCUGCGCAAAAUUCAUCAGCCUAAUUGGAAGUUAGAAUAUCAUAACUAGGGUCAAUAGUAACAUGGAUACAGACAAAGGAACUUAACCAUUUUUAGCUUUGUUAGUUGGAUGUACAUCAAUUUGACAGGCCACAAUUUACACUUUCACCACUUUCUGGAAACACUUUUUUUCUUAAAUUUUAUGUCUCAAAAUGAUCCCUACAA